AUGAAGCUUCUCAACCAACAGUUUCUGGUCAUCAUUCUCGGCUACGUAGUCGACUCUGUUGCCGCAAGGACAGAAACUAGCCAAGCGUCAUCCUCAGCGGGCACAGAUUAUUCUACCCAGGUCUGGUCAACGACCAAGACCGAGAUCAGAUAUUCAGACUUCGUCCUAGUGACGCGAGAAGUCUUAAUCACGACCUUAACAGUCACCACUAUCCAGCCAGUGGUUACAUCGUACCCUGCAACUGUGGUGGAGACUAUCAUUACGAAAAUCACCCUGGAGGACCGCUCCUACUUCUCACAAAAACGGUCUACUACUACCUUCACUUGUGGCAUUUUCACCAUGGAUCCGUCUACUGUGGUCUUGUUAAGUGCACCAUCUGCCAAAGGAGAUGUAGCCGCAAGCACAUUUUGA
Molecule: messenger RNA, 411 nt
Organism: Mollisia scopiformis
Lineage: Eukaryota; Fungi; Ascomycota; Leotiomycetes; Helotiales; Mollisiaceae
Exons: 1
Coding region: 1-411 (136 amino acids)
Source: RefSeq, a predicted model, not a curated record